CAGGUGCCUCGUUUGCCAUGGUUGCCUUUCGCCUCGCCCUCGCCCGGCGCGACGCAGCGCGAGAUGAGAGCUGCCCCCACGCCGCCCCGGCCACGGCCGAGGAGGCGACCAAAGACAGCCUAUGCCGGUAUCUGGACAUUCCCGCGUUCCGCGGCACGCCGCUGCGAUCUGCCGUCGUGCUUAUGCAAGCCGCAGGCGGCAUGGCCAGCUGGUGGGUGCUAGCCACGUGGACCGCCGAUCGGCUCGCGGCUUCUUCUAGCAUCGGGCCGUGCGUGUGCCUUGCGCUGCGUGCCGCGCUCGCCGUGCUGUGGGCGGGCUUGAACCUGCGCUCAUUCAUGAUUUUCCAUGAUUGCGGGCACGGCUCUUUCUUUCAGGGCUCGAAGCGAAUGCGCAUGGCCAACUGGCUCACGCUCCAUGUGUCGGCGGUCAUGUGUGCUACGCCGCCAGACUGGAAUGUGGGUCACCAGCUGCACCACGCCAAUGUGGGGAAUCUCGGGCAGGACGACUACGAUUGGGGCGAGACCGUCUUCCACACCUCCUCCCAGUUUGUCGCGAUGCCGGCUUGGAAGCAGCAACUGUGGCGUGUGCUGCGCCACCCUCUCCCAUUCUUUUCGCUCGCAGGGGUGCUCACGUGGUACUUCAAGAUGCGGCUGCCGUUUGAGCUUCGGCCCGGCCGCAAGGCCGCCUAUCGCUUCACCGAUAAGCUGCUUUCUGCGCUUAUUGUGUUCGGCGUGCGCUAUCCCGCCGCCCACGCGUGCGGCAUCUUCUCGCUCGUGCUGCUGGGGGACUACCUCGCGAUGACGAUGGGCGUCCUCCUUUUCCAUUGGCAGCACGUAUACGAUCACGGUUAUGUGCGCGGCUCGGCCGAAUGGAAGCUUCGCGAGGCCGCAAUGCACGGCUCCUCGCUGGCCGUCGUGCCGACGUGGCUCAAGUAUUUCACGCUGGGCAUCGAGUACCACCACAUCCACCACUUUCGCAUGCGCAUCCCAGGCUACAUGCUGCGCGAGGUGCACGAGGGCGCGCCAUCGGGCGCCUUCGACGACGUUACCGUGCUCGACGCGAAGGGCAUGUGGCGCUCGCUCCACCUCCAAGUAUGGGAUGAGGCGACGCAGCGCUAUGCGACAUUUGAUGAGGUGCUCAAGCGCUCAGAGGCGGCCAAGGCGGCGUGAGCCGGCCGAUGUUUGGUGGACUCGACGCUUCCACCUAUCUCAGAGAGCAUCUAGCAUGCCGACUCCUCGAGGCGAGGAUGUCUCACCCCGGUCGGCAUCGUGGCGUCGUCGUGGCGUCGCGGCGUCGCGGCAUUGUGAUCCCAUAGCGGGCAGCGGCAGGUAGUGUAGCGGGCAGCGGCAGGUAGUUAGUGUAGCGGGCAGCGGCAGGUAGUGUAGCGGGCAGCGGCCCAGGCGAGGUAGCGUUGUGAUCCCAUAGCGGGCAGCGGCAGGUAGUGUAGCGGGUUACCGAUGCUUUGCCUGUUGAGAACCGCCUCACUCUGCGCCACUUUUGAGGCGUUGGCGAAGGCCGGUGAGUGGC
Emiliania huxleyi CCMP1516 is the source of this 1527-nucleotide messenger RNA. RefSeq lists its product as hypothetical. Gene Ontology annotation, molecular function: oxidoreductase activity, acting on paired donors, with oxidation of a pair of donors resulting in the reduction of molecular oxygen to two molecules of water. The record is from RefSeq and is a predicted model, not a curated record. The transcript has a single exon. Lineage: Eukaryota; Haptophyta; Isochrysidales; Noelaerhabdaceae. Bases 18 to 1169 code for a protein of 383 amino acids. Gene Ontology annotation, cellular component: membrane. Gene Ontology annotation, biological process: lipid metabolic process.